AUGACCAUCGAGAUCAAUAGGGAAACCUUGAUCAGUUUCAAAGCUGUCAAGAGCUUCAAAAUGGGGGAAAACGAGGUAGCUCCCGUGACUUCUCUUAAUUUCGAUGACCACGGCCAAUACGCAUUGACAGCGGCUGCUAACGACAAUAUACAUCUGUACGAUGCUGUGGGAUGUCGAUUUCUGAACACGAUUGGUUCUAAGAAGUAUGGAUGUCAUUCAGCCAAGUUCACGCAUUCUCAGGCUGAGUGCAUAUAUUCAUCAACUAUGAAGAGCUUUGAUAUAAGGCAUCUGAACCUAGAAACAAAUCAGUACCUAAAAUACUUCACGGGUCACGGGGCCCUCGUGAGCAAUCUCGAGAUGAGUCCUCUCGACGACACUUUCCUGUCGGCUUCCUACGACGAAUCCGUACGGUUGUGGGAUCUUAGAACAUCGAAAGCACAGGCAAUAAUACCAAGUUUGGUGCCCAGCUGCAUUGCAUACGAUCCUAGCGGACUAGUCUUUGCGCUGGGAAACCCCGAAAACGGUGAGAUCGGACUAUACAACGUAAGACAAUUGAAAGCCGGUCCAUUUCUCGUCAUCAAGGUCGCUCCCGGAUUUCACCAGUGGACGAAAAUGGAGUUUUCAAACGAUGGCAAAUAUCUAUUGCUAGCAUCAUCGGCGGGCAAACAAGUGAUUUUAGAUGCAUUCGACGGUUCACAGCUGUUUGAACUCACUGGCACAAAACCUUUCCCUUUGAGAGAAUUCAUGGAUGCCGGAUCUGCCUGUUUCACUCCAGACGGCAGAUUCACGUUAGGAACUGAUUAUGCUGGAAGAAUAGCUCUGUGGAACCAUUCAGACUCUAUUAGCGGCAGAAACUUAAAACCUACUGGCUCCAUUCAAGCCGUGCCCGGUAGCUGCCCACGGACGAUAGCAUUCAAUCCAAAAUAUUCUAUGUUUAUAACUGCGGAUGAAAACGUAGACUUCUAUGUAUUUGAUGACGCGAAGUAA
Messenger RNA from Lachancea mirantina, 987 nucleotides. Lineage: Eukaryota; Fungi; Ascomycota; Saccharomycetes; Saccharomycetales; Saccharomycetaceae. The record is from the annotation of a GenBank genome assembly.